GCUCUGGUCUAUCUCUAGAGUCCGUAGGUCCACAUUAGAUGUUUGGGUGAUUGGAGUGAAGAAGGAUAGGCAGGGACAACGAACGAGGUUUGAUGGAGCGCCACAGCUUUGCAAAUGCAGGAGAUUUUGACGAGCGACAUGUCUGUCAGAUCAUUUUCUCGCUAGACACUCUUCUGUCGCCUUUUCUCGAUCGGCUCGUCUGUGAGGAUUCCAACUGGUUAGGCAAUUGCAAUAUGAUAGCAAAGAAAACUGUCUCCGUGUAGAACGAGAGAUUGAGAACUGAAUGUUUGUCAUAAUUAAUAGCGUCAAUGGAUUUUCUGCUUAGAGUCUAUGGUUAUGUGCGUGUUUCGCCAUAGUUUGAAUCUUAUCGGUUGGAACAGUCCAGUAGGUCUUGCCUGCCUUCGCGAUUGAGAUUCUCUUUUGUACUGGCUUUCAUCAUCUUCUAGUUUCUUGGAUAUUUUCACUUUCAUUAUUUUAACGAGGAUAUUUUUCGUCAUGUAUUCUGCACUUUGAGAUCUGCUUGUUAAGCCAUUUGUCAUGGCAUCACUGUCAGAUCCUUUUACCGUACGUUUCCACUCCUCUGUCUCUCAUCUUCAGCGCAAUGCAACGAAUCCCUUUGUGCUCUCGGCUUUAUCCGAAGCUUCUAUGAGUACCUCACCACCGUGAACAGAUUGCUGGAGUUUUGGUUUGUUCGUCUGUCAGAACUUGAAUUCUCUCUCUCUCUCUCUCUCUCUCUCUCUCUCUCUCUCUCUCUCUCUCUCUCUCUCUCUCUCUCUCUCUCUCUCUCUCUCUCUCUCUCUCUCUCUCUCUCUCUCUCUCUCUCUCUCUCUCUCUCUCUCUCUCUCUCUCUCUCUCUCUCUCUCUGAGAGAGUGUAAGUGAUGGCUCCAGAGAUCGCCUCAAGAUAUGCGCAAGUUCUUGCUUUCGUUGUGACUUUUCUCCUGAGCACUGCCGCUCUGGCGUCGGACGGGGAGCCCCACUCACCAUCAUUUGUUCCAUCGGAUCAUGGAUCGUCAGCAGAAAUAUGGUUUCUCAAUGAAUCGCAAGCUCUUGUGGAAACACCUACGUCAUUGCUCGUAACGACGACCAACGGAGACGUGAAUAUGCUUCACGAGCAUUCCGUGAAUGCGCUAGCUCCUCGGUGGUCUUUCUCUUCUGGACCUCCUCUGCAGUCAUUCCACUGGCUUUACGAAGAAGAGACUUUUGAUAAUGGUAGCAAGUCUGGAACCGGAAUUUCAGAACAAGUUGCCGAAGAAGGAACCCUCUUCAUUGAAGAGGCGGAUGACAGCUUGUACGUUAAAGGCGAAUAUGGAGGAACCGAGAAGCUUCGGAUCACUCUGAAGGACUUGCGUGAAGGUACCCUCCAUGUCAGGGAAGGGGAAAUCAUACAGAUUGAUCGGCAGACCACGGUGUUUCUCGUGGAUGCAGAAACUGGAGAAAUUAUUCGUGAAUUAGGCAGGGACAAUUUAUCGGAGUUAUAUUUCCAGGAUGAGAGAAAGUCUCUGUUUGUUGUUCGCACCGAUUAUACUGCAAAAGCUAGCAAUUUAUCGGGUGGGUCAAUCUGGUACCUGAAGUAUGGAGAAGUUGGAACGCUAGUUACGGGACCAGAGACACCUGAUACCGAUAUGGCUUAUCUUCGACUGCUGCCUGUGAUGCCACCUCCACGACCAGGAGAACCGUACCAGAUACCCUCAUCAGUUUUACGCAGGUCCAUCAAAGGACCACCAGGGCUGGCUAUUCCAGAAAAGCAGUACCGCCACGGUUUUGAAAGGCCUCUUUCUCUACCUUCCACCUCCCCACCUCUAGCUCUACCUGGCCGUUCUCUUUGGGACGAUCAAGCCCAUAACAGUGAGAUAGCUCCAGGUAAUGAGUAUGUCUCACAGGGACACCUGCAUGGACUACCAGAAUCUCCCUAUCCGAAUCUCAAGAAGUCGCUGGCAACUCUUCUCGCCAUUGCCAUUGUUAUUGUUGUUGGCGUAUAUUUCAAGACACCGGGAACAAAAAAACAAGUCCUUGUGCCUGCUCCCACUCCACCUAGGAAGAAGAAAGGUCGAAAAGCUGCUGCUAAGGAGCAGGAGACACUGACAUCAAACGGGGGUCUGGAACUUGUGCCCUUGGUUGAGAAGUUUAGCGAGAUAGGUUCAAUCAGAGUCAAGUCCCAACCAAAAUAUGGCGUUGGAACACAGGUUGGUCGUUUGUUUGUUACUAAAACAAUGAUAGGGUCCGGCAGCCAUGGAACUUUGGUCCUUGAAGGCUAUCUGGAUGAUAGGAACGUUGCUGUGAAGCGACUCCUUGGCCAGUACUACGAAAAGGCACAAAAAGAGAUUGCUCACCUCAUCGCAUCAGAUGAACAUCCGAAUGUGGUGCGGUACUAUGCAAUGGAAGAAACCGCGGACUUCGUGUAUGUGGCUCUCGAGAGGUGCAGUUUCAGUUUGCAUGACUUAAUUCUGGCACAGACCUCGCAGGAGGUAUCGCACUUGGCUAGUCAGAUGAAGGAUAAUUUAGCAGGAAAAGGCUUGAAGCUUCGGAGCGUAGAAGAUUUUAAGCUUUGGGACGAGAAAGGUCGACCAUCUGGAGAAUUGUUUCAAAUCAUGAAGGACAUUGUCUCUGGGUUGACGCAUCUUCACGCACUUGGGAUAGUACAUAGAGAUCUCAAGCCGCAUAAUGUGCUGAUUAGCAGCGGGCGCAUCAUGCAAGCAAAGAUUGCAGAUAUGGGACUGAGUAAACAGCUGGAUGACGAUGCAUCUUCAUUUGAUACUCAUCUUACAGCUUAUGGUAGUUCAGGAAGUCGCGGGUGGCAAGCCCCCGAGCAGUUGCUCAGAGGUAGGGCCUCUCGAGCAGUUGACGUUUUCAGUCUUGGUUGCGUGUUAUUUCACUGCCUUACCGGAGGACGUCAUCCAUUUGGUUCCCAUCUAGACCGAGAUAGAAACAUCACUCUUGGGAAGAUGGAUUUGUUUUCUAUUGUUGACUUCCCAGAGGCUACAGAAUUGAUUGAGAGACUUUUGGAUCCUUCACCAUCAAGGAGACCUCCAGCCCAAGAUAUACUUCAACAUCCCUUCUUUUGGGACUCUGAGAAACGCUUGAGUUUCUUGAAGGACGUCAGUGAUCGAGUAGAGCUGGAAAUUAAGGAUCCCAAUUCCACUCUGAUGACAGAGCUGGAAUGUUUAGAGCCAUCAGUUUUAUGUGGUGGAUGGGAUGCCAAGCUAGACCAAGCAUUGCUGCAAAACAUUCGAGGUUAUCGGCGUUACAACUUUCAUAGUGUGAGGGAUUUGCUCCGGGUAAUUCGAAACAAGGCUAACCACUUUAGAGAACUCGAUGAGGAGCUGCAGGCAUUAUUGGGACCUGUUCCAGCCGGCCUUGACGAGUACUUCAGUAGCAGAUUUCCACGUCUUCUUAUUGAUAUUUACCAAGUGAUUGCAAACCAUUGUAGGGGAGAGUCCUUUUGGGAGAGAUACAUCCCUCAGAGCUAUGUUCCCCAAAUUCCCACUCAGGAAGUUCUGUAAUUGGUCUUUCUUUCAUUUUCAUGGUAGACGUCUUAUUUGUAAAUUAUCGUACUAAAGCCCGAAGCAUUAAACUGACCAACUGCCCUCUAAGGGUACAAGAAUAUCCGGUGUUGUUAUACGUGCCCUCCAGUUACUGCAGAUGUGAGAAGGGAGCUUCUCAGAGAUUUGCAGGCCAUGAUCUAUAUCGUGAAAUGUCUUUCAGUCUCUGUCUCGCUAUAUAAGGUUUUCUCCGACAGCUUUCUCUGAAACACGUGGAUGGGUGAUAGAAAUAAAUCUGUAACUUGUUGAUAGUUGAACUUGGAAAUCAAACUGUUUUAAUCUACGUUACCUUCAUCGAGGCCUUGGAUUUUAG
Marchantia polymorpha subsp. ruderalis is the source of this 3853-nucleotide messenger RNA. The record is from the annotation of a GenBank genome assembly. NCBI's taxonomy places the organism in Eukaryota, Viridiplantae, Streptophyta, Marchantiopsida, Marchantiales, Marchantiaceae.